AUGGAGAAAAUACAAAACGUCUUUGCAGGCCUCACCGGGCGAGAGAAAACCGGGUUCCUCGACACUUCCCAGCAGUCCCUCUACAUUGCCGCAGCGGCAAUCGCGUUCAAUCCCAUUUUCUGGAAAACUACGACGACGACGACGAAUGACGCGCUUGUGCUAACGGAGACAGAGCACAAAACUCACUUUUUAACCAGAGCAUUUGGGUCGCCUUACUACGGCUGCUACGCAUUGGCACUCACCAUCUUCAGCAUUGGCGUGAUUCGGGACUCGCUCUACAAGUCUGCAUUGGAAGACCAGCCAUUCUACCAGCCGUUGCACCAACCAGCAUUAGGUGCCGUCUUGUUCCUAAGUGGCAAUGUCCUGGUGUUGACGAGUAUGUGGGCCUUGGGCGUCACUGGCACGUACCUGGGCGACUACUUCGGCAUCCUCAUGGAUGAGAAGGUAGAGGGGUUCCCUUUCAAUGUCACAGGCGCACCCAUGUACUGGGGCAGCACCCUCUCCUUCUUGGGGACUGCCUUGUGGUAUGGUCGUGUUGCUGGGCUGAUUCUCACAUUGGAGGUGUUUGUGAUGUACCUCGGUGCACUGCAAUUUGAAGACCCAUUCACGGCCGAGAUCUACGCGCAGAAGGAGGCGAGGCCGGUAACUCGCUCCCUGACCAAGCAGAAGGAUCGCAAGAAGGCGUGA
Molecule: messenger RNA, 687 nt
Organism: Cladophialophora yegresii CBS 114405
Lineage: Eukaryota; Fungi; Ascomycota; Eurotiomycetes; Chaetothyriales; Herpotrichiellaceae
Product: methylene-fatty-acyl-phospholipid synthase
Exons: 4
Coding region: 1-687 (228 amino acids)
Biological process (GO): phosphatidylcholine biosynthetic process
Molecular function (GO): S-adenosylmethionine-dependent methyltransferase activity
Source: RefSeq, a predicted model, not a curated record